Messenger RNA from Anisakis simplex (herring worm), 519 nucleotides. The record is from the annotation of a GenBank genome assembly. Lineage: Eukaryota; Metazoa; Nematoda; Chromadorea; Rhabditida; Anisakidae.
AUGCUUCGUGUAUUGGUGGCGAGCGUGCUGAUAAUGGGUGUGAUGGCGAAUGUGGAGCGCUGUCCCGGUGGUUUUCCAUCACCAAUAAACGAGACUAAAUGUUUCAUGAUGGUAUCGGAGAGAAAGAGUUACGGCCAAGCAGUCAAAGCAUGCAUGGCGAUGCCGAACUACAACUUAGCCGAGAUUUCGGACCCCUUAGAGAAUGACGAACUGGAAGGACGUGGAGCUGCAAUUAGCGAAGUAUACUUCUGGAUUGGUUUGGUUGAUGUGGAUGGAAGUGGUAAAUGGGAGUGGUUAAACGGAAGGAAAUUAGGAUAUCGUAAUUGGGAAAGGAACAACUGGAAAUGGUUUCCAACACGAAAAGUUCUCGCACAGUGUGUUGCUUUAAACACGCUGACUGGAACUUGGGAGAAUCACGACUGUGGAAGGAAGUAUCCAUACUUCUGUAGCAAUCAGCAGUACGAAGAAUCAAAGAUUUUUAGAAAACUGAGCGUCCUAUUGCGCGCAAAGUCACGCUAA